AUGGGGUACCGAGCUCUCUGUAGCCGCCUGCUCAUAACGAAGAAGCAGCUGAAGUUUACAAGUGUCGCACAACGCACUGUGGUUGGUCAAGCUGAGCUGGAGAAAGACAAACUGAAAAGAUCCCUGUAUGCAUUAUUCUCCCAGUUUGGGCAUGUGGUCGACAUUGUGGCUUUAAAGACUAUGAAAAUGAGAGGACAGGCUUUUGUUAUAUUUAAAGAACUUGGGUCGUCUACCAAUGCUUUGAGACAACUACAAGGCUUUCCGUUUUAUGGGAAACCAAUGCGUAUUCAGUAUGCAAAAACAGACUCUGAUAUCAUCUCUAAAAUGCGUGGUACUUUUGCCGAUAAAGAAAAGAGGAAGGAAAAGAAGAAGGCCAAAACUCUGGAGCAGUCAGCAAAUGCAGCAAAUAAAAAAGUUAUCCAGGGGGCAACACAAAAUUCAGUCAAUGCCCCAGGGACUGCAGCACAGAAUCAGCAG
Messenger RNA from Eurypyga helias (sunbittern), 477 nucleotides. RefSeq names its product U2 small nuclear ribonucleoprotein B''-like. Gene Ontology annotation, molecular function: RNA binding. The annotation marks the transcript as partial. NCBI's taxonomy places the organism in Eukaryota, Metazoa, Chordata, Aves, Eurypygiformes, Eurypygidae. The record is from RefSeq and is a predicted model, not a curated record. The transcript has 5 exons.